AAAAUGUCAAAUUCUCACACGCCCUUUUCCACUCUUCUUCUUCUUCUUCCUCCUCCUUCUCUGUUCCUCACAUGCCUUAUCGCUUAAGCGUUCCUCAAGUUGAAACCUUUUCAUAUCCUUAUAAUUCCCAGAGACCACUUUCACUCGCUGUUCAGAUUCCUCCGUGACAUCGUCUUGUCGUCAUUAUGUUUCAGGCUAUUCGAGAAAUUAACAGGAAUAUUGGCGAGGAGGAAAGAGUAGAAUCUACUUCUCCGACCAGAGAAGAGGAGCCCGAGGGGGUUUUGUUCGGGAAAUACGAGAUUGGCAGGUUUCUCGGCGUUGGAGGUUUCGCCAAGGUUUAUGAAGCUUUCCAUGUUGUUACGAAGCAGAGUGUGGCCAUUAAGGUCGUGAGCAAGCGCAGGAUAGCGGAGGCCCGCCUCACGGCGCAGGUUCAGAGGGAGAUCGCGAUCAUGCACCGGCUGAAUCAUCCCAACAUCGUGAAACUGUACGAGGUCCUCGCCACUAAAACUAAGAUUUACUUUGUCAUGGAGUGUGCUCAUGGCGGCGAGCUGUACGACAGAAUCCUUAAUCACGGCCUCUUUGACGAAGAUCACAGCCGUCGUUGUUUCCAGCAGUUAAUCUCAGCCGUCCAACAUUGCCAUUCUCGCGGCGUGUUUCACCGCGAUUUGAAGCUCGAUAACCUCCUGCUCGACCAGGAUUUGAACCUCAAGGUUUCGGACUUCGGGUUGAGCGCCACGACGGACCAGAUCCGACCCGACGGCAUGCUGCACACUCUCUGUGGGACCCCUGCUUACCUGACCCCCGAGAUGCUCGCCAAGAAAGGCUACGACGGAGAGAAAGUCGAUGUGUGGCAGUGCGGCGUCGUUUUGUACGUGCUCACCGUCGGGUCUUUGCCGUUCAACGAAUCCAACGUGCCCACGCUGUUGAGGAGAAUAUACCGAGGCCAGGUUCGCAUCCCCCGAUGCGUGAAACCCGAUUUGAAACGGUUAAUCAAACGGAUGCUAGACGCGAACCCGAAAACGAGGAUCUCCAUCGAUGAGAUUCUGGAAGACCCGUGGUUCAGAAAAGGGUACAGAGAGAUCAAAGUCCAGCAGAAGAAUCCGGAAUGGGAGGAUGAGGACAGAAACAAGUCCCUGAACGCCUUCCAUUUGAUAUCGUUCUCUUCGGGUUUGGACAUGUCGGGCCUGCUCAUCACCGACCCGGAACCGGAAGUUUCUGGCAGUGUGGAACGCGUCGUUUCGAAGGAGACACCGAAGAGGAUCGUGGAGAUGGUGGAGUCGGUAGCUGAUCGGGACAUAGGGACGGUGACCCGAAAACAGGACGGAUGGGGAGCCAAGAUUGAGGGGCAUAGUGGUAAUUUCGUCAUACUGAUCGGUGUCUACCGGCUAACGGAUGAACUGGUUGUGAUUGAGGUGAAGAAAAAAGAGAAAGACGAAGAAAGUGGUGCAGAAUUCUGGAAAGAGAAAUUAAGGCCUCGAAUUUUAGAAUUAGAGUAUAAACCGGAAUAGCCGGUGAAUAAACUAUGAGAAAUAAGUGGCUUCGCUAUUUUGACGAUUCAGUGAUGCCGGGUAGGUUAUUGCGUUUAGGCAUUAUUAUUAUUAUUAUUAAAUUAUUUAAGUCAUUGUUUUUGGCACAAUAAAUAGUAAUAAGUGCCAACUAUACGUAUAGUGCCAUUUAUCAUUAUGAGUAUGGCUGCGUUAUCAGUUACCACAUCAUGAAAUUUGGACGGUA
Neltuma alba is the source of this 1731-nucleotide messenger RNA. Its product is annotated as CBL-interacting serine/threonine-protein kinase 14-like. Lineage: Eukaryota; Viridiplantae; Streptophyta; Magnoliopsida; Fabales; Fabaceae. Bases 186 to 1508 code for a protein of 440 amino acids. The transcript has a single exon. Gene Ontology annotation, biological process: signal transduction; protein phosphorylation. The record is from RefSeq and is a predicted model, not a curated record. Gene Ontology annotation, molecular function: protein serine/threonine kinase activity; ATP binding.